CGUGCGUCUGACGUCAAGUAUCCAGAAAAUUCGAAAUGGCUGCACGCGGUAGGUGAGGCCCGAGCGAAGAAAAGUGGAAAAGAGUGUUAUUCGUCAAAAAACCCACACAACGACGGUCAUUUUUUCACCGUGCUAUUGUAAAAUUGUCUUUUAUCUGUGUUUUGUGUUCCGGGGGACCCCGACUCCAGAAUGUGAAAGUUUCCCGCGUGAAGCCGUGGAGCUCGAGAUCCUAUUUACUGUGGACUAGCUGAGUGUGACGCCCUGUUGUUUUUGUUUCCAUUAAAAAAAAAAGGAACAUGGAGUUGGGAUUUGCAAUCUGAGGCAGAGAAUGAGGAGCUGCCAGAAAAAAGGAACAGGAAGCCAGUCCAUCAUCUGAUGAUAGCGAGGAAGACCCGGGAAAUGGUGACCUCGCAUCUUUGGGGUUGGCAAGCCAAUUGCACAGGCAGACUCCACCGUCUCGCUGAGUGCCAGCAAGAGUCAUGAGUACUUGUCAACUCGACUCCUCAACUGGAGAUAACUUUCUAGCACCUCACCAUGGGGAAGGACGUAUUCAUAUGCCUUCACCAGCACCUGCAUUAAACAUGCAGAGAGUUACACAAGUUUUUACCACCUUGGGGCACCAUUCAGGGUGCCUUUUCAUCUGAUUAAAUUUAUAAUGAACAGGGACGUUGCGGUUGUCCCAAGUGGAUGGUAUGAUGAUAGGAUGGUUUUCUGGCCCAGCUAUAAAAACACAGACAGAAUUGAAAGGGCCGCUUUAAAUGAGGAGCAGCAUGAGCCAAACUGGCCAAGAUUUGACGUUUCUGUUGUCCGAACUUGUGACAACUACAAAGACGCAUUAAAAAUAAUGCAACAAUAUGGAAAGGGCUGCGACACCUCAGACCUGCAAUCUGAGGCAGAGAACGAGGAGCUGCCAGAAAAAAGGAACAGGAAGCCAGUCCAUCGUCUCGGGGACUCAGAUGAUAGCGAAGAAGACCCGGGAAAUAGUGACCUCGCAUCUCUGGGGUUGGCAAGCCAAUUGCACAGGCAGACUCCACCGUCUCGCCGAGUGCCAGUAAGAGUCAUGAGUACUUGUCAACUCGACUCCUCAACUGGAGAUAACUUUCUAGCACCUCACCAUGGGGAAGGACGCAUUCAUAUGCCUUCACCAGCACCUGCAUUAAACAUGCAGAGAGUUACACAAGGAACGGCAGUCCCUCCUCGACUCCCUCCACCCCCCUCACCAGCAGCCCUCAACAUGUGGCAGACAGAGGAGCCUGGAUCCAGCCUGGCCUACAGGCCAACAUGGCGAGGGGGAAGAAUGGCCGACAACAUUUCCUGCUCUGCGCCUGAGGUAAUCCACAUCCUUAGCCUGCUGGAAACUAUUAAGCACAACCAAGACCAGCUGAUUGCGAAGGUGCUGUGAGUAAAAAUGUGUUGACAAGGUCAGCCACGGACGCUGAGGUCACCAAACACGCCAUCAGGUGGUUCAACUUGGCGGGGGAUCGGGCAACGAGGAGACGAGUCCCGCUUCCGCCUCCUCAGGAG
Molecule: messenger RNA, 1524 nt
Organism: Entelurus aequoreus (snake pipefish)
Lineage: Eukaryota; Metazoa; Chordata; Actinopteri; Syngnathiformes; Syngnathidae
Exons: 15
Coding region: 656-1402 (248 amino acids)
Source: RefSeq, a predicted model, not a curated record